Messenger RNA from Neolamprologus brichardi, 1693 nucleotides. The record is from RefSeq and is a predicted model, not a curated record. Lineage: Eukaryota; Metazoa; Chordata; Actinopteri; Cichliformes; Cichlidae.
CUCUUCUGCUUCUGCCUGCCAUAUCCCAGAAUCCUCUGCGCCACAGAAUAGUGUCCAGUCAUUGUGGGUCAGCUCGGUUCGGUUUCAUCCACCCAGACACAGCAUGAAGGAGACCGCGGCCAAACGACGCGACAAGGCGGGAGGCCGGGACCGGGACUCGAAGGCAGAGAAGCCAAAGGAGCCGAAGGAGGUGGGCCCAGAGCCGCAGGACGUGGAGAUGCCUGAAGAGGAGGCGGCUAAUGCGGCCAAACAGCCAAAGGAGCAGGACAGCCUGACCCUGGACGAUAUUAAGGAGCACGUGAAGCAGAUCGAGAAGGCCGUGUCGGGGAAGGAGCCUCGCUUCGUGCUCCGCGCUCUGCGGGCGCUGCCGUCCACCAGCCGCCGCCUCAACACCAACGUGCUCCACAAAGCCAUCUGUGGCUUCUUCACCAACAACGCCGCCACCCGAGACUUCCUGCUGGGCUUCCUGGAGGAGGUGAGCAGAGACGAGCUGCAGCUUUGAAUUAAUGACAAACAGGAAGUGAACUCUGACCUCUGAGAGCCGCAUCAUCAAACAGUAACCUGAUUAUUUAUAACAAGGUCGACGGACUCGAGCCGGGGGACUCUCUGUUGUGUGCUGACGGUGACGUUUGUGUUUCAGGCGCAGAAAGUGUCGGACGACCUGCUGCAGAAGAUCGUCUCCAAGAACCGCCGCGCUCUCGACCUGGUCGCCGCCAAGUGCUACUAUUACCACGCCCGAGUGUACGAGUUCCAGAACCAGCUCGACAUCAUCCGCAGCUUCCUGCACACACGCCUGCGCACGGCGACCCUGCGGCACGACGCCGACGGGCAGGCGGUGCUGCUGAACCUGCUGCUGAGGAACUACCUGCACUUCAACCUGUACGACCAGGCCGAGAAGCUCGUGUCCAAGUCCGUGUUCCCCGAGCUCGCCAACAACAACGAGUGGGCGCGAUACCUCUACUACACAGGUCGUAUUAAAGCCAUCCAGCUGGAGUACUCGGAGGCUCGCAGGACUCUGACCAACGCUCUGAGGAAGGCUCCACAGCACACCGCCGUGGGCUUCAAACAGACGGUCCACAAGCUGCUGAUCGUGGUGGAGCUGCUGCUGGGAGAGAUUCCCGACCGCCUGCAGUUCAGACAGCCGUCACUCAAACGCUCCCUGAUGCCCUACUUCCUGCUCACACAGGCUGUGAGGACAGGUAACCUGGCCAAGUUUAACCAGGUGUUGGAGCAGUUUGGCGAGAAGUUCCAGGCCGACGGGACGUACACGCUCAUCAUCCGCCUGAGACACAACGUCAUCAAGACCGGUGUGCGUAUGAUCAGCCUCUCGUACUCUCGGAUCUCCCUCGCCGACAUCGCUCAGAAGCUGCAGCUCGACAGCCCCGAGGACGCCGAGUUCAUCGUCGCCAAGGCGAUCCGUGACGGCGUGAUCGAGGCCAGCAUCAACCACGAGAAAGGCUUCGUCCAGUCCAAGGAGACCAUGGACAUCUACGGGACCCGAGAGCCUCAGCUGGCGUUCCACCAGAGGAUCUCCUUCUGCCUCGACAUCCACAACAUGUCGGUCAAGGCCAUGAGGUUUCCUCCCAAAGCGUACAACAAGGACCUGGAGUCUGCAGAGGUAACACGCACGCACACACACACACACACACACACACAACACGUGAUGUCAUGUCUUUAAUUGACCACAUGGUGG